UACCCAGCCAAGCACGACUGCAUGCGCUAGCACUAUCUCUUUCAAGUUCCAAUAUACACAUUGCCAUGGAGAUUCAUAUUCCCUCCUUUUCUGCCUUCCUUACCUUCUUUAUCUUCUUGUUCAUGGUAUCCAACAUAGUGUGGAGAACCAAAAGCAAGAAAUCAAACCCAAAGUUGCCUCCAGGACCAUGGAAACUACCAAUCAUAGGAAACAUGCACCACCUUCAUGGCAUCUUACCCCAUCAUGCCUUGAGAAACUUGGCCAUGAAAUAUGGACCUCUCAUGCAUUUAAAGCUCGGGGAAGUUUCAUACAUCAUUGUUUCUUCACCCGAAAUUGCCAAAGAGUUUCUCAAGACCCAUGACACAAAUUUUGCUAACAGGCCUUUCCUUCUUGCUCCCAAAAUCCUGACUUAUGAUUGUACAGGGAUUUCCUUUUCUCCUUACGGUGAUUAUUGGAGACAUCUGAGGAAGAUUUGCAGCAUGGAGUUGUUAAGUGCGAAACAGGUCAAAUCGUUUCGAUCAAUAAGAGAAGAGGAGGUGUCAAAUCUGAUCGAAACCAUACAUUCGAGUGAAGGAUCAGCCAUCAAUCUAAGUGAGAAAAUAUAUUCACUAAGUUGUGGUAUAACAGGAAGAACAGCUUUUGGACAAAAAUCUAGAGAUCAAGAAGCAUACCAAGCGGUAUCAAAUAAAAUCGCAGUGCUGGCAGGAGGGUUUUAUGUUGCCGACAUGUACCCUUCGAUUAAAAUGCUUGAGCAGAUUGGUGGACUGAGGCAUAAACUUGAGAAAGUUCAUGCAGAGGCUGAUAGGAUACUCGAAAACAUCUUAAAUGACCAUAAAGAGAAGAAGAUCAUGAAGAGAACUAAAUCCCAUGAACAACAAGCAAAUGAUAAUCAGGAAUACUUAGUUGAUGUUUUCUUGAAGUUUCAGCAUCAUGAUCAGCUUGAUCAUCCUCUGACAGACAGCAACAUCAAAGCGGCCUUGUUGGACAUUUUCACUGCUGGAAGUGACACAUCAUCAACAACUGUAGAAUGGGCAAUGUCUGAGAUGGUGAAAAACCCAAGAGUUAUGAAAGAGGCACAAUCUGAAGUGAGAAGGGUGUUCCGUGGGAAAGCAAAUGUAGACGAAACAGAAAUUCAUGAACUAAAAUACUUGAGAUCAGUCAUCAAAGAAACAAUGAGGCUUCAUCCUCCUGCUCCUUUAUUACUUCCAAAAGAAUGCAGCCAAAGCUGUGUCAUUGAUGGAUAUGACAUACCAAAGAAAAGCAAGGUCAUUGUGAAUGCAUGGGCAAUUGGAAGAGACCCAAUGCAUUGGACUGAAGCUGACAAGUUUUACCCUGAAAGAUUUCUUGAGGGUGGCUCAGUACAAAUCGAUUACAAAGGGUCAGAUUUUGAAUUCAUUCCAUUUGGUGCUGGGAGAAGAAUAUGUCCCGGAAUCACAUUUGGUAUGGCAGUUGUGGAGCUCACUUUAGCACAGUUACUUUUUCAUUUUGAUUGGAAACUUCCUAAUCAUAUGAGGCCAGAGGAUCUAGACAUGACUGAGGUCUUUGGCUUGACUGUGAAAAGAAAUGCCAAUCUGUGCUUGAUUCCCAUUACCUACCAUCCUAAUUUGUCUGUAAUAUAAGAUUACAAGAAAGAGAGAAAGUAGUGUACGUUCAUUGAUUUUCUGUAUUUUUUUAGUUUUUGCCAUUGUUGCUGUUGAAAAUGCAUGUCACAUGGAAGUUUUUGCUUUCAUUGUUUUCACAGCGACUAUAUGUUGUGAUUGUGUACUCGUAAUAAAGAAGCACUCACUAAUCAUUGGGGUCCAACAAUUGACUUAUGCUUUGAGAAUUUGGCUUCUUGGGGGGUAAAGAUUUUGAUUUCAGCGAAAUUUAAAGGCUGGUGGUUGACCCUGUCUUGUCCUAUACUUCGCCAAUGACUUUUCCAGGAACAUUAUAACAGCCUUUGUAAUGAUGCUCAUAAAAGAUCCCAAUGGAAAUAUGGAGUGGAGAAAAAAUUGCUUAAUAUAAUGGACAGCUUUGUCUGUUGUUAUUAUUAUUAGUAGUAUUUAGAGAUGUGAUUGUAGUUUUCUAUCUAAUAAAAGCUUAGUAGCAUUUAGAGAUGUGAUUGUAGUUUUCUAUCUAAUAAAAGCAUAGUUUGAUUCUUAGUAUUCAU
Messenger RNA from Ziziphus jujuba (common jujube), 2149 nucleotides. Its product is annotated as cytochrome P450 71D9. The transcript is spliced from 4 exons. Bases 66 to 1619 code for a protein of 517 amino acids. Lineage: Eukaryota; Viridiplantae; Streptophyta; Magnoliopsida; Rosales; Rhamnaceae. The record is from RefSeq and is a predicted model, not a curated record. Gene Ontology annotation, molecular function: heme binding; iron ion binding; monooxygenase activity.